Molecule: messenger RNA, 648 nt
Organism: Bombus pyrosoma
Lineage: Eukaryota; Metazoa; Arthropoda; Insecta; Hymenoptera; Apidae
Exons: 2
Coding region: 1-423 (140 amino acids)
Source: RefSeq, a predicted model, not a curated record
AUGAACAACGUAUGUGAAAUUUGUAAUACAAGUGUUUGUAAGUGUACUCGUUUGCCGAUCUCGAGGAACUCGACUCCUAGAGCUGGACGUAGACUGUUGCGGUGGACGCUGGAGCCAGAAUAUUCUACCAGUCCUUCGCCAUCACCGGAAUCAGUUUUAGCGUUCGAGGAGAGUGAGGGACCGUGUACAUCGACACUUGACGAGUGCGCGAGGAAAACAUCUCCUUUGUUACAAAGCUUACGAAUUAAGACAGGCGAAAUACUUUCGGAAUUUAACGAUUCCGAGACACUCGGCUCAAACGGUUCUCCGAAAGCGAGUGAUUUAUUGACCGAAAACCACAAGGCCAGGAAGGGGAUGGUCUACCACAACUUCUCUUCGAAGCACAGGCUGCUCGCCGCUCAAGCGAAUCUUCCUCAACUUUAACGGAAAGCUUUCCUCCGGAUGCGCCUAAAAUCAUUGAAGGAAUUGAUUCUUCAGAAAGUGUGAAAUUCGGACUGGAAGGGUAAUACAUUGUAUUUUUUCCAGAAGUAUUCACUAAUAUUUACUUUUGGAAUAGCAGAACAUGAUUAUACCAUAUGUAUACGAAGCUGGUGUGAAAUUAUUAAAAUUUACGUUUUGCAAAAUGUCAUUUUUAAUGCCAAAAAAAUU